This is a messenger RNA of Pygocentrus nattereri (red-bellied piranha), 1303 nucleotides long. It is a transcript of the gene snf8, whose product is annotated as SNF8 subunit of ESCRT-II. The transcript has 8 exons. Gene Ontology annotation, cellular component: ESCRT II complex. Lineage: Eukaryota; Metazoa; Chordata; Actinopteri; Characiformes; Serrasalmidae. The record is from RefSeq and is a predicted model, not a curated record. Bases 345 to 1121 code for a protein of 258 amino acids. Gene Ontology annotation, biological process: protein transport to vacuole involved in ubiquitin-dependent protein catabolic process via the multivesicular body sorting pathway.
CCCAUAAAGUCCCCAAAGAAGAAGAAUCAUGCGCUUCAAUGCGGAAAAACAUCAGAAAGAGAGAAAAAGAUAAACAGAUCAGUUUCUAACACAACAGAAAGAGGAAGAGACGCUGGUUUAUUUCAGUUUUUGUUCAGCUGCAGAGUUCGCCUGUAUAAUAUAACAGACGUUUAGUUCUCUGGUUUCGCUCCACGGCGCCGACAGUGAAGUUCAGUCUGUUUACAUCCGGGCUUUAAACCGGACCCCCGCAGUCUCAUCAGCGCGUUAACCGUCCAACUCGGCGCUGCUUGGCGGCCGAGGAGUCUGCGGCUUACGCCCCUCAUCCAGCUCAGCCGCGGGGCACAAUGCACAGGAGGGGAGUCGGAGCCGGAGCCAUCGCCAAGAAGAAACUGGCGGAGGCCAAGUACAAAGAAAGAGGAACAGUCCUGGCCGAAGAUCAGAUCGCACAGAUGUCUAAACAGUUGGAAACAUUCAAAACUCAUCUGGAGGAGUUUGCCAGCAAACACAAGCAAGAGAUUCGAAAGAAUUCACAGUUCAGGGUUCAGUUCCAGGAAAUGUGUGCCACAAUAGGAGUGGACCCACUAGCGUCUGGUAAAGGAUUCUGGUCUGAGAUGCUUGGAGUUGGAGAUUUCUAUUAUGAGCUUGGUGUACAGAUAAUUGAAGUCUGCCUUGCUCUAAAGCACAGAAAUGGCGGACUCAUUACAUUGGAUGAACUUCAUCAGCGAGUAUUAAAGGGAAGAGGCAAGUUUGCUCAGGACAUGAGCCAAGACGAUUUGGUACGGGCCAUCAAAAAGCUGAAAGCGAUGGGGAACGGUUUUGGAAUGAUUCCUGUUGGAGGCUCCUAUUUAGUUCAGUCUGUCCCAGCUGAGCUCAACAUGGAUCACACUGUUGUUCUUCAGCUGGCUGAGAAAAAGGGCUACGUAACGGUGAGUGAGAUCAGAGACGGCCUCAAGUGGGAGAAAGAACGGGCAUGUCACGUACUUGACCACCUGCUGAAAGAAGGUCUAGCGUGGCUGGAUUCUCAAGCUGCAGACGAGCCACAGUACUGGCUGCCAGCCCUGUUCUCAGAACUUUCGUCUCGUGAUGUCACAGCUGAGGAGGCUAACCAGAUGACACCAUGACCAGAAGAAAUGACUCUUUAUAAACUGAGCAAUCAGCCAGGUUGAAUACUGUCCUUUAAAGUGCUGAAACUACAACAUGUAAUAAGUGCUUCCUUAACAUGCGAGUGUGAAAGCUAACUGAAAGAAUAACUGUCUUGAAAUGGAUAAUAAAAGCAUUUAUUUUCUGUAGAAAUUUCUAUAAA